AUGACGCCAAAUGUCUCUGUGCUUCUACAGCGCUGGAAAGUUGCGGAUGUGAUAGGCGAGAACCUGGUCCAGUUCGAAGAAUUGAAUAUGCGGCGAAAAGACGGAACACUCGUUGGACACACAGAUAUCGCCACCAUCGAGCGUAGCUUGAAGCGCCCAUGGUGGGUUGUCCACCGUGCGCACCUCCAUGAAGGCCUAGUUACCAUCGCAAAAAGGAACGGGGCCAUUAUUCAUAUUGCGUCUCGAAUUGCCGAGGUUGACUCCAGCAACGACAAACCCACAGUCACAACAGAUAAGGGGGUCAAAUAUGAAUUUGAUCUCAUCUUGGGUGCAGAUGGAAUCAAUAGUAUAGUACGAAAGAAACUGUUUCCUCACGUCACCCCUGAACCACCAACAACGAAUUGCGCAUAUCGCGCGAUUGUGCCCUAUGAGCAAAUUCGCAAGGACCCAGUGGCAAAGUCCAUUGUUGAGAAGCUGACAAUGGAAGUCUGGAUGGCCCCAGGUGCUUACAUCAUUACAUACCCCAUUAGCGCUGGCAAGGGCUUCAACCUGGUACUGUCUCAUCAUCGACCAGAGAAGCUGCGCGCAACUCAGAAUGAGGUGCCUAUCGAGGAGAUGAGAGAAGAGUACAAGGAUUUUGAUCCCCGUAUUCAGCGAAUUGUCGAUAUGAUCCCAGAAACGUCUCGAUGGCCGCUCAUGGUGACUGGGCCGUUGGAAAGCUGGUCUUCAGCAAACAAAAAGGUUGUGUUGAUGGGUGAUGCCGCUCAUUCUAUGGUCAAUCAUAUGGCUCAAGGCGCGGCUACAUCUAUGGAGGACGGAGCAUUCCUAGCCAAAUGCAUUGGUGCUGUGGUGCAAGGCAAAAUCGACCUUAAGGAUGCAGUGUCAUUGUAUGAGAAAGAGCGCAUGCCGAAAGCUUAUUCCAAGCAACAGGUCUCAUACAUUAAUGGCGCAAUAUGGAUGCUUCCAGAUGGCCCAGAGCAACAGGCUCGUGAUUCGUCGAUGGCACCAGAGCUCGCGGGGAAGUACUUUGUCCGAAGUGCCAAUUUAUACGGUGAUCCUGAAACCGUUCUCGACGUCUAUGGUUAUGACGUUGAGGCUCAUGCUGAUGCUGCUGUGGCAAGGCUUAUCAACAAAGGCAAAGAGCCUGCACAUCUUGUUACAGGCGUGACGCCGGAAAUGCAGGAAAAAUAUAUGGAUUGGUUUCUACCAUCACGAACGGAGAGCAAGCUUUAG
Talaromyces amestolkiae is the source of this 1233-nucleotide messenger RNA. RefSeq lists its product as uncharacterized. Bases 1 to 1233 code for a protein of 410 amino acids. Gene Ontology annotation, molecular function: FAD binding; monooxygenase activity. The transcript has 2 exons. Lineage: Eukaryota; Fungi; Ascomycota; Eurotiomycetes; Eurotiales; Trichocomaceae. Gene Ontology annotation, biological process: secondary metabolite biosynthetic process. The record is from RefSeq and is a predicted model, not a curated record.